Messenger RNA from Carassius auratus (goldfish), 1020 nucleotides. It is a transcript of the gene exosc8, whose product is annotated as exosome component 8. Lineage: Eukaryota; Metazoa; Chordata; Actinopteri; Cypriniformes; Cyprinidae. The record is from RefSeq and is a predicted model, not a curated record. The transcript has 11 exons. Gene Ontology annotation, biological process: TRAMP-dependent tRNA surveillance pathway; U1 snRNA 3'-end processing; U5 snRNA 3'-end processing. Gene Ontology annotation, molecular function: mRNA 3'-UTR AU-rich region binding. The coding region runs from base 90 to 923 and encodes 277 amino acids. Gene Ontology annotation, cellular component: cytoplasmic exosome (RNase complex); nuclear exosome (RNase complex).
GACACGAGCGCCUCACGCUGGAGCGGAGCGGAGGACGCGCGAGCCGCAUCUCUACGUCACGGCUUCUUCACGUGGUGCCUCUAAACAUCAUGGCGGCUGGUUUCAAAACCGCAGAGCCUCUAGAAUAUCACAGGAGCUUUUUGAAAGAAAACUGUCGUCCAGAUGGAAGGGAAUUGGGAGAGUUCAGACCCACAACCCUAAAUACUAGCUCUAUAUCUACAGCUGAUGGAUCAGCACUGGUGAAAAUUGGCAACACCACAGUGAUAUGUGGAAUCAAAGCUGAGUUGACUGUGCCACCAUCUGAUGCUCCAAAUAGAGGAUACAUAGUUCCAAAUGUAGAUCUGCCUCCACUGUGCUCUUCUAAAUUCAGACCCGGGCCACCAGGAGAACAGGCUCAGGCGGCCAGCCAGUUUAUCGCAGAUGUCAUUGAAAGUUCAGAUUUAAUAAAUAUGGAGGAAUUGUGCAUUGAAAAAUCUAAGCUUUGUUGGGUGCUGUACUGUGAUAUUAUGUGUUUGGAUUAUGACGGGAACUUACUUGACGCCUGCAUUAUAGUUCUGCUAGCAGCUUUAAAGAACGCACAGCUUCCUGAAGUCACAAUAAACAAAGAGACAGAUUUAGCAGAAGCCGACAUCCAGAAGAAGAAGCCCUUGAAGAUUCACCGGCAUCCAGUUGGUUCAUCGUUUGCAGUAUUUGAUGACUCUGUUAUCUUAGUCGACCCCACAGCAGAAGAAGAAAGCUUGUCAACGGCAUUACUGACCGUGGUAACAGAUGAGGAGGAUCGACUCUGUGCCGUCCACAAACCAGGUGGGACGUCUUUAUCUGGUGAGAAACUGCAACACUGCAUAAAUCGAGCCAUAACGAGAAACAAAGAAAUCCGCAAACUGGUGGACAAAGUCACUGAGAGCACGAAGACUGCGAAAUAACCACACAGAGUCAUGGCAUUUUUAUCUAAAAGAUGUAUUUUUCACUGUCAAUAUAUACUUUCUUUUUUUAUCACAAUAAAACUGCUGACAAAGACCA